Molecule: messenger RNA, 2925 nt
Organism: Mercenaria mercenaria
Lineage: Eukaryota; Metazoa; Mollusca; Bivalvia; Venerida; Veneridae
Product: keratin-associated protein 5-4-like
Exons: 6
Coding region: 98-607 (169 amino acids)
Source: RefSeq, a predicted model, not a curated record
CAAAGGUCAAGGCUACUGUUGUUUUUGUUGUGAAAUAUCCCGAAAUAUCCUUUUAAAUAUUUAAAAACGUGGUUUAUCGAUCAGGUAAACUACAGAUAUGAUGUUAACCUUGACGAUUUUAGCAUGUUUGUCAGGUUUGCUGAACAAUGUUGCAUGUUUAGAGCAAUGCGGCAGCAGACUCUGCAAAUCUGGUCAAGUGUGCGAGUCUGACAUUGAUGGUGGAACAUGUUACAACAGUACCUUAAAGGUAGAUUGUCAAGAUGGUAUUUCAUAUUGCUACAAACCAAGAAAGUGCUGUGGAGUAUCCACAUGCUGUCCCGAAAAUUCAGAUUGCUGCGGUUUCAAUACAUGUUGUCCGAAGGGUUCUGUGUGUUGUAGUCCUAACUACUGUUGUGAACGAGGAACUACGUGCUGCGGGUUCCAGACAUGUUGUGCAUCAGGAACACAUUGUGAUGGCGGAGAGUGUAAAAGAAACAGUGGCGGUCCCUUCAGGUGGUGGUACAUAUUUUUCUUCCUGGCACCCACAUUUGUACUUGUUGCGGUCAUCCUCAGACGAAGGAGAAGAGCAGCUGCACUGAGAGCUGCCGGUAUCAAACAGGAGGUAUGAUAGUGACUGUGCCAGUUCAGACAAGAGAACGUACGGUAUGAUCAGGGUCCAAUCAAUUACAGCAUGCCAGCAGGAGGGGCUGUCCCACCGUAUACACCCCAGACAGAUGAAAGAACUAUGCAGCCGAGUUGUCCCCCGCCACCAUACAGUGAUGUUGCAAAGCCACAGGCCUGAUGAGACAGAUAGACUUUCAUUGGGGCUUUUUUUGACAUUUAUUUCUAUGGAUGCCAUACUGAGUGUCAGUUUGUGAACAUGAGUGUUUGUUAAGGUAUGCAUGUUGUGUGCAUCAGUGCGUACAUGUACCAAUCCCUCCUGCAGUUUUCGUUUUUCUGCUUCAGAAAGCAUAAUACCACAGAGGGAUAUUCACUUUCUUUUGAACCUUGUUUUCUAAUGAAUUGAAUAUUAUGGAUGCCCUCCAGUAUUCUAGUUUGUUGACUUUAGUGUUUGUGUACAAGUUGUUGGCAAUCUCUCAAGCAGAAUUGGAACAUGCUGCGAAAAGCAGUGCAACAUUCUGAUUGAUAUAUUAAACCCUUAGCCUGCUGGCGGCAAGUGAUUCUGCCUUUGCGACCAGUGCAGACCAAGAUCAGACUGCACAUCCAUGCAGGCUGAUCAUGGUCUGCACUGGUCGCUAUUCAGUCAGUAUCUUUUUGGAAAGCAUCCCUUUUAACAGUUAAUGGUACUGUCCAAAUUGAAAGAUGGAUCAGUUCAUUAUAGAAAUUUAGUAGGGUAAGGGUUAACGUAACUUUUUAAUAUAUGUAAUCUCAAUUUGCUUUGUUUGAAAAGGUCUGUAAACUUGUUUCCAUUCAAGAUGACAAACAUUCAUGUUUGUUAAUUUUUGUUCUUGGUGUUGUUUUUUUUUACAUUAUAUGUGGGAAUUCAUUAAGCAUAUGUUUCGGAAUUGAAAAAUCAUUAAAAAAAUCAGAAAGCAUAUGAUAAAAUGUUGAAUACUGGAUAGGUGGAAAUAAUGUGAACCUGCAAAGUAAAAAAAUUAAUUUCAUCUUCUUCCAUUUGAUACCAUCUAUUGAGGGGAGCAGUAAUUGGAAUAUGGUAAAAAUUGCAUUUCUUUGCUAACAAAAAACUAAAAACCUGUGCAGUAUGUUAUAUUGGAAAAAAAUACCGGAAAAGAACAUUGUAUAAUUCAAGUUGUUUUUCUAAAUACAACCAAAUUUAAUAAGGGAAAAAUAUCAUAACACAUAGAAGCUGAUGCUAAUGCAUAAUACCUUCUCCCCUAAACUCACAGCUGGAGUGGAAUCUUCAGAGAGUGGAUAUGGCACUAAUGUACAAUACCCUUUCCCCAAAAAUUUUAUGUAAAGUAGAAUCUCCGUAAUAUCAGAUCUGUAAGAAGAACCUUUGGAAGCAAACUUUACUAUGUUUGUCUGUUUGGAAAAGGGUUAAAAUGUCGAAGUUUGAAGUGGGAGAAACAUAUUAAAUAAAUGAUAUGAAUAUAUGAAAAAAUAUUGCAUUUUGAACAUUUUAUAAGAGACUAAAUCUUUUUCUUAAAUAUGCCAUGUUUACAUAAGGAAGAAAGCAUUUUUAUAUGCCUGCAAAAAGGGAUCAACUGCCACAACUGGCAGACGGUAUGUAUCCACUAAUUUAAAAGUUUUUCCACUCCCCUAUUAACCAGUGUUCACCAAUUUUGGUCACAAUGUUUAUGGGUAUAUCUUGGACAAGUUCAGUAACCAACUGGAUUGUCACAGAGUCUGAAGUACGACUCUUGAAUAAGUGAAAAAUUGUGAAAGUAGACAGUGUUCAAAUUUGAAAUUGAACUGUUCUUUUACUUUAACAGUAACUUUCAGCAAAUAACAAACUAAAUAUAUCAAGUAGCAAAUGGACAGAAAAAAACAACAAAAAUUUAAAUAAAAGACUGUUAUUCUACAUACAUUUCAUUUGGAAAUUAUUGCUAAAAUGUUAUUCUUAUAUAAUUAUUUAAUAUUGUACUUUAUACAAAAUAUACAAUGCAUAUAUCAUGUUUUGAUGCUGUGUAUGGACAUGACUUUUUUUGUGUCUGGGACACGUGUCAUGCAAACAGGAGUUCAGUUUAUGAGAUUGUUGUAUAGAAUGAUUUUACAGAUUCUUGCAAUAGAAUUGAUUAUAAUAUAUUGUAAAUACACUAGGAUAGAUAGAUAGAUACUUUAUUUUCCUUCAAUAUACAUGAAAAGCUGAACAAAGUAUUCAGUAUAAAUCAAAAUUUCAAGUAUCUGUUACUUGAAUAUCAGUAAUAUCUAUGUAGGAAACUGAACUCCUUUGGGUAUUUCUUGUCUGGUAGACUUCUUUCAUAUUGUAGAUGUACUAAAUAUUUUAUAGAAUCUUAAAAUAGC